Molecule: messenger RNA, 564 nt
Organism: Meloidogyne enterolobii
Lineage: Eukaryota; Metazoa; Nematoda; Chromadorea; Rhabditida; Meloidogynidae
Source: the annotation of a GenBank genome assembly
AUGAAUUUAAAAAAUAGUAAAACAAUUUUAAUUUUAAAUUUAGUUCUUCGAAAAGAUGAAACGUUAACAAAACACUACAAAUUAUAUUUCGAAGCAUUGAAAAAUUCAAUUAAUCAACAAGCAAACAAGAUUAUUGUUGAUUAUCUCCUUUGGUUCAGAUGGGUAGAUAAUUCAGUUAAAGAAAAAAAUAAAUGGCAAAUAACAAACAAUUGCAUAAGCAUGCGGGAAGUCAUCAAGGAUAGUAACCUUUUUUUAAAAAUUAGUUAUGGAAUGAUUUUAUGGAGCGAUGAAGAGACUAUUGAGAAAAUACAGAAAGAAUUCUUUUACAGAAUGUAUUUUUUGAAGGAAUACAUUGGCGUACAGCAAAAAGAUAAACUUAGAGUUAGUAAAAUUAUGAAUAUAAAGACUAAAGCUCUGUUUUAUAGACUAAGGUUGUCAGAUAGUUGGAAAUCUUCGGAUAUCCGGAUCCGAUAUCCAAACCGAAAAGUUGGAUAUUCGGAUCCGGAUGAUUUUUAUGGGGAUCCGGUAUCCGAAAGAAAAUUUCGGAUAUCCGGAACAUGCUGA